This is a messenger RNA of Folsomia candida, 4476 nucleotides long. RefSeq names its product zinc finger and SCAN domain-containing protein 2. Lineage: Eukaryota; Metazoa; Arthropoda; Collembola; Entomobryomorpha; Isotomidae. The transcript is spliced from 10 exons. Bases 1040 to 2455 code for a protein of 471 amino acids. Gene Ontology annotation, molecular function: DNA-binding transcription factor activity; RNA polymerase II cis-regulatory region sequence-specific DNA binding. The record is from RefSeq and is a predicted model, not a curated record. Gene Ontology annotation, biological process: regulation of transcription by RNA polymerase II.
GACUCGAAGCCAGCUCUCUCCCACCCGUUUUUCUAGGGAUUUCUUCUCAUAUACAUAUUCAAUUCUAUAUGCAUAUUUUGCCCUGUGGGGAUAUUAUACCAACUUCAACUUGCGCCAUGUACCAUACAUACCAUACAUUUUCACACAUCUAUAACUCUGCAUACGCAUAUAACGAAGCAACACAAAAAAAAGUGAAUCUCUCUUCAAAUUCAACAUCCACCUAGGAGAGGGGGCUCAACGCACAGCAUUACCACCACCACCAGAAACCAAGCAACCCUUUCCUUACCUCUUCCUAUAGGAGAUUCACUCACUCAAGGGGGCUGAACUGUAAUUACGAGGGGAAAUUGGUGUCUGUUUUUUAUAGUGAGGUUAUCAUUGGUUCGAUAAGAAAGGAAAGGGUGGUGCGAUAAGGGGAAUAAAUAAAUACGCACUUUUUUCCGGACGUAAUUAACGUAUCGUCCCCUCCUUUAUAUCGCUCGUUUACUCGCUCGAUCUGUCUAAAAUAAGUCUGUGUGUUUUUUUUGCAAAAUAAAUAUGCACUUCUCGACUGGUGAGUGAGUGAGUGAGGGACGGGAAAAAGUUAAUCGAGACAUUACAUUAAUUAGUAAUUAAUUGGUGUUUUGGUUUUGUCGAUUAAGUUAAAGUUAGAAUUUGGUUAUUUGAUUUGACAGCCAGGGGUAUUUAUGAAUGGUAUUGAUUUAUCGUGUCUGUCUUCUGCAUAAUUAAAUGCGUUCCAAUUUAAAGUGUGAAAUAAUAGAUGAAAUUUUUAAUUGCUAAUUAAUGCAAAUAAAUUAAAAGUGACGGAGUGAUUUUCGUAAAAUUUUUAACUUUUACAACCGCCCGAGAAAACCAAAAUAUGGAUCAAACCUUGUUCUUCUUCUGCCUCUUGUUCCUUGUCGAGAAGAAGAGGAGGUUUUUUGUAGAAUUUCGCUAAAUUUCUAAAAAAAAGAACAGAGUUAAGGACACUUCCUAGUGAAUUGUUUACAAUUGUUAAUUGUUGCUACUAUUUAUUAUCAUCCUUAUUAAUUAAUUCAUCAUCAUGACGUCUAUCGAAGAUCCCGAAGAAAGCACCCUCCUGGCGAUGGAACUUCGUCAACAAACUUUAGAAAAGGAAAUGGCCGUGUUGAAAGAUACCGUCUGGCGACUCACGGGACGAGUCUUCGUGUUGGAAUCGUUCCUCUCGGAAAAAUUUGACGAAUUGGUGGUCGAUUUUGGUCUCAAACUAUCCCUCACAGCAGGAGGUCACGCCAACUUUUUGGCGCAAGCGAUGUCCGCUGAAGCCUCGGUGGUGUCGUCGUCCAAAUCGAAUAAUAAUAAUCAUCAUCACGACAUCGUCCACUUGGGAGAUGGCGAUGGGAGUGAAGAAAUGUCGAUCGGAGGUGGCGAUAAUGAUGAUGAUGAUCGUCCCCCUCCUUCCGUCGGGGCGAACAUCACGGUCACGGAGGGUCAACAGCAACAUCUACAUAAUGGUCACGGAGGGGACAGUAAGGGUCACGGGAGUAAUCACGUCCAACACGGAGGAGGUCAUCACAACAGGGUUGGAAAUUCGACAUCUGUUUCGUUAGGGAUGUCAAGUCCGAUGGGAUUGAUGGCGCCGAGGGAAAAUAGACAGUCUCAUUCCAGAUUUUUGUACAAAAGAGAUGUGAACGACGAAAGAACAUCGCACACCGAUGAUAACGACAACAACUAUCAUAACCAAUCAGAUUUCAAUGUCGAAGAAUUUGUCGUCUUUCCUCACGUCCCGGAAUUCAUUUUGGGACAAGAAGUUCAAAAUGGGUCUUCCGCCCUCAUGUCCGUCCCCUCGUCUGAAGACUCCAACGCGGACUCUGACUGUGGCGAAAUUCCACACCAUCGACUCCACCACCAUCACAAUCAGCACCACUCUCACGAUUUGGGGUCCUCUCCCCCCUCCACGUCUUCGAACCUUCUCACCAACCCGCAUUACAACAGGUUGGGCAGUGGGGGAAGUGGUGGGGGAAGUGGCAUGCGGCGAAAUCCACGCUAUAAAUGCAUCCCCUGCGCGAAAAUGUUCACUUCAGAGUGGCACUUGAAAGCGCAUCUCGUAAAACAUUCUCAACCCCCAAAUCUCAUCAUGUCUGGAAUGAACACGGCGAAUAAUUCGGGAUCAGAACAAGGAUCUCCGUCAGGUCAGGAUUCCGCCUCGAACAACAACGACCCCUCAAAUGUCAAACCGUUCGCUUGCGCCUAUUGUGGCAAAAGGUUUAAAAAGAGGCAAGAGUUGACCGUGCACUUGAGGAUACACACGGGCGAAAAACCAUACAAGUGUCCCGUCUGUGACCGUGGAUUCUCUCAAAGUUCAUCAAUGAAGACACAUCUCAGAAUUCACACAGGAGAAAAACCCUUUAAAUGUCGCUUUUGCAAGAGCAGCUUUACCGUGAUGCACAAUUAUAAGAAACAUCUCCAAACGACGCAUCAGAUCGAUGACGUUUCGUAAUACGAGACGAAUACCUUCUUUCAUCCCCCCAUCCGCCCCCACUUGUUUGACAAUCCAACCAAAAAUCCAGUGCAGUAUUUCCCAACAUAGAUAAAUUAUUGUUAACGAGAUUUCGCCAUUUCAGACUCUCAUUUUACUAAAUAGUAAUUAACUAAAUACAUGUCUUAAUUCAGUGUACAAAUAUUUACCGGUAGAAAUUGUGCAGCAGAUUUAAAUACUAAUUACUACACUAAUUAAUUAAUUAAGCAUGGUGCGUAUUAAAUUAAUACAUAUGUGUUUCAAAUUUGUAAAUCUAGUGUGAAAAUCAGCAAAUUGGCAAAGUGAUCCAAUUACUUAAUUACUUGUGUAUUCAGCAAUAUUGUAUAAAUAAUUAUUCCAGAGAAGAGAGCAAUUUAAUGUUCAAAAAAUUCAUUAAUUAGAAUUAUUACUUGUAAAGUUUGAAAAAUUCACACACAUAAUUUAAAAAUUUAACUAAAUGUUCAAAAUUGAUUAAUUCAGAUGACAAAUUUUAAUUGUUAAUUAAGAGGAUAAAAACAUGUAAAGAAAACUUGUAUUGUUAAAUCGUAGUUCAAAUUAAGUUAGACAAAAAAACUUGUAACGUACGUGGAGACAGUUAAGUAUUCUAAUUAGUUAUCAGUUCAAUGUUUGCAAAUUUGCAAAACAUUUGCAAGUUACAAAUCCACCCAAAAACUUGCGAAGCUCUUGUAAAAUAAUUUUUCCCAGUUUACAAAUACCCGAGUGAAAUUUGUGUCGUCAUAUUCUCCUCCCCGUGUCCGUACCGCACUUAUCUUAAUUCUGUAAUUUAUAAGGUAUUUAUUUAGUAUGACCACAAAAUCAGUAAUAUUUCCUCCCCUGUUAAUUGUAAUUGUUAACUAUUGUGCCAUGCCAUUAUUUUUUACCUGGAUACUUAUCAACGUUACCAUAUUAUGCCCUUGACCUUGACAUGAUAACUGUCCACUUUAUCUUAUCUUAUCAAGAUGAAGUACAUAUGUACAUGUAAACUACAAUCUAUCCGUGCCUGUCUGACGCUAUGUAUAUUUCCUUCCGAUUCUUCGUCUUCAAAUUUACAAAUUCUCCUCCUCGUAACGUUUACCAAGUUUACAAAAAUAAUCGUUACACUUAAUCAUGGACAAAAUUAUGACAAUUUUCAGCAAAUUUUCAAAAUCAAGCCUUCACAAUGACCGGUUCUUCUCAACAAAAUCUACUCCAAAAGCAGGACAGUGCAAUUAACUUUAUAAUGAUGGAUGACAAAUUACUUAUCGAUGAUAACAGCUUAUCCAUGUUGCUUUAAUGUUAGAGGGGUAUUUAUCAUGACGAGAGAUCUCCAAGUAUUAAUUGUAUUCGUAACAUAAUUUACCAUAAGUUUUUUUUUACAAGUAAUCAUGAAUUAGAGAUUUAAUUAAAGGUGUAUUUAUCAUGCUUUACCAUUUACCAACUUGCGCCCAUGUUAUACUUUAACUAUGGCGCAAGUUAGGAAUGAGAAAAGUAUAAUUGUUGAUUAACUAACUAGCUACAAUUAUUUAACGAGAUUAUUUAUUACUUAUUUAUUCAUCGACUGUCAGAAAAUCUUCCCGUCAAAUUAAACCAAAAUGCAAACUGAAGAAUAUACAAAUUUCGGUAAAUCAGUGUAAUGCUGUACAUAGAAAUUAAUUAGUAAUUUAUAAAUUAGUUGAUUAAUUAACAAGUUAAAAAUAUAGUUUUUGCAAUAUUUAUUUCGUGUCUAGUUUUUUUACGUGUUUUUUAUUAUUUAUUUAUUAAUUAAUUACUUAACUUAAUUAUGACUCAGGUUUUCAUGAAAAACUUUGUAAACUGUGCAAAUUUAGCUGGCAAAAUUACGAGUUAAUUAAUUAAUUAAAGUAGCAGAUACCUAAGCAGAUUAUGGAACAGACCACGAGUUUCUUAAUAACCUUACAAAGUUUACAAAUAUUGACGUGGUGUCGAAUAAUUUAUUUAAAAUGCCAAACCACACAUACAACACAUUAGGUUACAAAGAAUUUCAGAAAUUUAAAUGUUUUCUUUUU